Hemibagrus wyckioides is the source of this 1806-nucleotide messenger RNA. RefSeq names its product TM2 domain containing 3 (gene tm2d3). The transcript is spliced from 5 exons. Lineage: Eukaryota; Metazoa; Chordata; Actinopteri; Siluriformes; Bagridae. The record is from RefSeq and is a predicted model, not a curated record. The coding region runs from base 296 to 1024 and encodes 242 amino acids.
ACACUGUUUAUAACGAUUUGUGGUACAAGUUUAAUAAAUAAAUAAUGCUUGCAUAAAUUUUGUUAUAUCAUAAUGGUUCAAGGAACGACACUUCACAUACCGCUCGCUUUAAUAUCCCCACCCGUAUUCUGUUAAAUCCCGCCUCCUUGUCAAUGACUGGCUAGUGUCUCGUAUUGUAAGCCAAAUUGUGAGCCAAUCACUGCCCGCGUUACUUGUCAUUUUAGCCAAUUACAGUUUAGGAUGGGCGAGUUUCCAGAAAACGGGUGGGGGGAAGAAUCCGAAUCGGACUGUAGAGAUGGUCGUUAACGGCUUAAAGUGGAUUUCUCAAAGGGGACGGAACAUCAUGAGAAAAUAUGGCGUAUUAUUCCUGCUACUGGCUGAUGUUUUCUUCAAAUCUGCAAAUGAGUCUCUGGCCGAGUGCCCCAGCGGAGGAGUGUGCAGUAAAUUACCAGCUGCCUGCUUCACCUGCUCGUACCAUCACAACUGCAGCUAUGGCAAGCCGCACAAUUUCACCUGCAGAACCCGGGAGGGAGUGCACUGUGUGGUGUGUAUGCCUGACCCAAUCACACUGAUCUUUAGUCCAUCAUAUGAGGGAGUGCACUGUGUGGACGCUUCAGAUCGGCAGCAGACCGUCUUUAACCUGACCGUGGAUUGUCAGUUUUGCUGGCAGCUCGAUCCUGCUCUGUAUCGCUGCAACAUCUCCACCACCUGCAUGACCGUGUCCUGCCCUCGCAAGCGCUACAACGCCACCUGCUCCGUCCUGGACCACGUAAACUGCUUAGGAAAAAGGGAAUUUCAGAAGCGUUUGUUCUGCAACUGGACCGGAGGAUAUAAAUGGUCCACAGCUCUGACUCUUAGCAUCACUCUGGGCGGCUUCGGAGCCGACCGCUUUUAUCUGGGUCAGUGGAGAGAGGGACUGGGCAAGCUCUUCAGCUUUGGCGGACUGGGCAUCUGGACCCUCAUCGAUGUCCUCCUCAUCGCCGUGGGUUACGUAGGGCCUGCUGAUGGAUCGCUCUAUAUCUGAGAUGUAAAUUGACAUCACACAGGGUUUUUUUUGUUUGUUUUGUUUUGUUUUUUAUACCGAAAGGGAAUGUCAGACUGGACUGGAAGUGUGAUAAGCUUGAGCUGGUUUUCUCACCACAACUAGGCUACAGGAAAACAUUAUGAUUGUGUUCACAUAAAAAACAAAAACAAACAUGAGGUGUAGCUUAAUAUCACUACAGGUGAAGGACUCCAUAGCCGUCUGCAUGAUUCCCAGUCCUAGCGCACAUACGACAGAGCUGGUCGGUUAUGACAGAACGACUCCCGUGCUGAGCUGUAUGAAGAGGUGUGUGAGAAAAGACUCGGAAAGAUCCUCGACAUCAUCCUCGACCUCACAGACUAAUUGUAAUGCCACUUUAUAUCUUAGAGCUGCGCCUUCGGUCUUCUAGAGACAAGAAAACGAGUUGUAAAUAAACACAUUUACGCCUGGAAGCGUACCCAUGGGUUCUUUUUGCCUUUUGUUGAAAAGAAACAAAAACCUCAAGGUGUGCCGGUGCCAUUAUGCUGUUACGCAGUAAUGCUGUUCAGCUUGUGUGUGUGUGUUGUAAUGGUUGUAUCUAGGCAGUAAUUGCAUUUGUACCACUAUUUAUUUUCUCAUUUCUCCUUUUUAUUUGACCUCCUGAGAAGAGCAAAUGUUUAUAUGAUAUGAGUUCUUCCGGUUUCACCAAGCAAAUAUAUAGUCUCUGAUGUGUUUUAAAGGAUCGAGUGCAUCAUCCCAGGCAUGAAUGGGGAGUAAUUAUAGAAAUAAACCAUGCAAAAAUCAGA